Metarhizium robertsii ARSEF 23 is the source of this 903-nucleotide messenger RNA. Its product is annotated as RTA-like protein. The record is from RefSeq and is a predicted model, not a curated record. Gene Ontology annotation, cellular component: fungal-type vacuole; plasma membrane. The coding region runs from base 1 to 903 and encodes 300 amino acids. The transcript has 3 exons. Lineage: Eukaryota; Fungi; Ascomycota; Sordariomycetes; Hypocreales; Clavicipitaceae.
AUGUCUCUUCCUACCGACUCCUCGGGCACGCUAUUGGUCCCAAGUCUUGACGGCACCAUCAUUCCUUACUUCAGAUGCAAUGUCGACACUUGCUCGCUUUCCUAUGCACAAGUCCAAUAUCAGCCCUCCGAAAGCGGCAACCUCACGUACUUGAUCAUCUUCGCUGUUCUGCUUCUCGCCCAAUCUGUUCUUGGAAUCAUAUACCGAACAUGGGGGUUCUCUAUCGCCAUGGUGCUUGGCUUGGUGCUGGAGGUCAUAGGAUAUGUAGGGCGUUUACAGAUGCACAAUGACCCCUUCAAGAUGGAUCCUUUUUUAAUAUACCUCAUCUGCCUAACUAUUGGUCCCGCCUUUCUAUCAGCAGCUGUCUAUCUAUCGCUUUCGCGGCUCAUUGUGGUCCACGGCGCAUACCUGGCUCGUUUUGCGCCUCGCACCUACACGAUAAUCUUUGUAACAUGUGACGUCGUCAGUCUAGCCCUACAAGCGACAGGUGGUGCAUUUGCUGCCACCGACGGCGAUAGCAAUCUCAAACACACAGGCGUCAAUGUAAUGAUUGCCGGUUUAUCGUUCCAGGUGGCUAGUCUAUGGACAUUUAUUAUCCUUUCGGGAGACUUCGGGUGGAGAUUAAGAGGUUUGAAUGGGGUUCAGGAACAGAAAGCUUCAAAAUUGAGAAUGUCAACAAUGGUCAAGGCGUUUCCGUGGGCGACCGGAAUCGCCACGAUAGCAAUUUUUAUUCGAUGCGUGUACCGCUUAGCAGAGUUGCAGGAAGGCUUCGCCGGGAAAUUGGCAAAUGAUGAGGUUCUGUUCAUGAUUUUUGAAGGUCCGAUGAUCACGCUUGCUGCAAUUGCCAUAACGAUAUUUCACCCAGGUUUUUGCUUCAAAGGAGCUUGGGGGUCGCUGAAGUAA